CAUACCCACACCACAACACUAACUGCAUGUCCGUUUCUCGUCGUCAGUGCGGAGUGAAUCAUCUUGGUGCUACUCGCUCUUUGACUGUGGCUGCUCAGCCUCAUGCCUGCUGCUGUUGUCUCUGACUCCGGGAGGAUGGACGGUGUGUCGUUGGGUCUGGUGGCCACACCGGCCUCCCCACGUCCAAACUGCAACACGGACUCAGAGGAGGACACGGUGAAUGGAGGGAUGCACACCUUCAACCAGACGCACAUGAGGAAGGCUUUCCAGCUGAUGAACGACCUGAGGAGUAAAAAGAUGCUGUGUGACGUCCAGCUGGUGGCGGGGAGCGUUGAAGUGCCUGCUCACAGGGUGGUCCUGGCGUCCUGUAGCCCCUACUUUUGUGCCAUGUUCACAGGUGAUAUGAGUGAGAGUAAGGCCCAUCAGGUGGAGAUCAGAGAGGUGGACGGACAGACCCUGAGGAAGCUGGUUGACUACAUCUACACAGCUGAGAUAGAGGUCACCGAGGACAACGUCCAGGUUCUGCUGCCAGCAGCCAGCCUCCUCCAGCUGAUGGAUGUCCGUCAGGUUUGUUGUGAGUUCCUUCAGUCUCAGCUUCACCCCACCAACUGUCUGGGCAUCAGAGCCUUCGCUGACCUGCACACAUGCACGCAGCUUCUCGACCAGGCCCACGCAUACGCCGAGCAGCAUUUCUCCGAGGUGGUGCAGGGAGAGGAGUACCUGGGACUUUCUCUGCAGCAGGUGUGCGGCCUCAUCGCCAGCGACAAACUCACUGUUUCCACAGAGGAGAAGGUGUUUGAGGCGAUGAUAUCUUGGAUCAAACACGAUAAGCCAGCUCGUCUGGAGAACAUGCCCAAACUGAUGGAGCAUGUCAGACUUCCACUGCUGUCCAGGGAUUACCUGGUGCAGAUCGUGGAGGAAGAGGCUUUGAUAAAGAACAACAACACCUGUAAAGAUUUCCUCAUAGAAGCAAUGAAGUAUCACCUGCUGCCAGCUGACCAGCGACACCUCAUCAAGACAGACAGGACCCGACCGCGAACUCCCAUCAGCAUCCCAAAAGUGAUGAUCGUGGUUGGCGGUCAGGCUCCUAAGGCGAUCCGCAGCGUUGAGUGUUACGACUUCCAAGAAGAUCGAUGGUACCAGGUAGCCGACCUGCCUUCAAGACGCUGCCGGGCAGGUGUGGUUUCCAUGGCGGGCCGUGUGUUCGCAGUCGGAGGGUUCAACAGUUCGCUGCGGGAGCGAACCGUGGAUGUGUACGAUGGAGUGAGAGACCAUUGGAGUGCGCAGGCUAGCAUGCAGGAGAGACGCAGCACGCUGGGAGCUGCUGUGUUGGGGGAUUUACUGUACGCCGUGGGGGGCUUUAACGGCAGUAUAGGUUUGUCAACAGUAGAAGCCCACAAUCAUAAAACCAACGAGUGGCUGUACGUCGCCUCCAUGAACACCAGACGCAGCAGUGUGGGUGUCGGGGUGGUCGAUGGUAAGUUGUAUGCAGUAGGAGGCUACGAUGGAGCAUCCCGUCAGUGUCUCAGUACAGUGGAAGAGUACGACCCCGUCGCUGAUUCGUGGUGCUACGUAGCUGACAUGAGCACACGGCGCAGUGGAGCAGGGGUAGGUGUGUUGAGCGGUCAGCUGUAUGCAGCAGGGGGACAUGACGGUCCUCUGGUGAGGAAGAGCGUUGAGGUGUACGACCCACAGACCAACAGCUGGAGGCUGGUCUGUGACAUGAACAUGUGCCGACGUAACGCAGGCGUCUGUGCCAUUAACGGGCUGCUGUACGUGAUCGGAGGAGACGACGGCUCCUGUAACCUCUCCUCUGUGGAGUAUUACAACCCGGCCAUAGACAAGUGGAGCCUCAUUCCCACAAACAUGAGCAACGGACGCAGCUACGCAGGAGUCGCAGUGAUUGACAAGCCAUUAUGACCUGCGGCCUCCCACAGCAUCAGCUCUGCGUUGGCAGCCGGUUUCACAGACUCACACUGUCUGAAGCUCAGCAGGCAGACGGAGAAGUGACGCCUCAGAUAAACGCUGUCCAAAUGGGACGGGACGCGCUCAAUCCUCAGCUAACUGAAUCAAGAACGCAUCAGGAGGAGGUUAUUUUUGGGACGUUUUUUGGGUGUUUGCUAUGUCCAUUUUUAUAUAUGAGAUCCUGACUUUUAAAGGACACUGUUGCACUGGAUAAGAAACAAUAUCCACCGGAUAGUGGGCUUCAAAGAACUUUGUCUUGGUGAGUUUUCAAAUGCCAAGCACAUAACAAGUGGCUGUAUCAGCUGAUAUGAGGCUCACACAGAUGCUGAUGUCGGAGGCCAAACAGAGCCAAGUGCUUUAGAUGCUCAGUGGUGUCAUGACGGCGUUCAUGUGAUGAAACUGAAUACUUAAAAAACACCAGCUUGCUGAUUUCUCGCCGCCGCCAGCGUCAACGGUGUUGCUGCAACUAUUAGGACAUUGCGACACUGGCUUGUGAUUGGCUGUUGCAGGAGCGUCAUCCAAAAUCCUGGAAAACCUGGAGACUUAUUUUUUAAAUUAUGAGGCUUGCCACAGUUCCUACAAUAUAAAUCAGCUUAUAGCAAACUUGAGAAAGAAAUGAUUCCUGCGCCGACCGUCAGCAGGUCCAGCUUUAGCAAAAAGGCCACAGCUGCCAGAGUGCAUUUGUUCUCAACCCAGAGGCCUGGACCCAGAGAGCUGCAAGACAAUUUGAAGAAUGUAGAAAACAUCUUAUAUGCAAAUCAGCUAUGAUAUUUAAUAUUUUUGAGAUUGUUUUUAAAGAGGUUGAGAACCACUUGCUGUGGUUUAAGACUCGGGCCAGUUGAUCUGAUUCGACGCAGCAGGACUUGAGUCUGUUGUCGACACACUACUGAUGCACUGAUCGCUCGCACUGACUGAUACAGACCGGCAGGCUGGCGGUCUGACUCACCGAUGGGCUGGCCGGACGUCUGCCCGUCUUUCUAUAUGACCUGCUGAUCGUACUCAUGGGAGCAUUUAAACUCGCCACUUAGAGGCCAAUAAUUUCAUCAGAAAUUGUAAAAAAAAAAAAAAAAAAAGUGCCAGUUAUGCUGAUCUGAAUAAUGCUGGAGUCACAUGGUGUUUUCUAAUCUCUUAGUAACAAACUAAUGAUUCAAAAUGAUGAAUUGUUUCUGUUCGUUGUCUAAGGGAGAGUGUCAAAAUGCACUGUAGAAAUUCAACUGUACAACUCUAAUGUAAAAGAUGCAGGUUUAAGAUUUUCUAUUUAUUGUUUUGGGACUUUCAUCACACAGCAUUUAUUCAUUCAGUGAGGUUCUCAUUCCACUUGUGCUCCACUCACAUUCAGUUGAUGAUGGGUGUAUUUUUAGAUGUAGUUAUUUAGCUGACUGACUGGUGCCAUAGCUUUUUGAAGAAAAGAGAUUUAUAGAAGCUGAUUUGUUUGAAGGAGUUCUCAGCCGAGCCUUUUCAAGGCAGACGGCCUGCAAUCUUCCAGAAAUCAUGGGACGCGAUCGACUGUCAUUUCAAAGCCCUCUGACAAAAAAAGUAUAUAAAAUACUUUAAAAAAAA
Molecule: messenger RNA, 3525 nt
Organism: Sebastes umbrosus (honeycomb rockfish)
Lineage: Eukaryota; Metazoa; Chordata; Actinopteri; Perciformes; Sebastidae
Gene: klhl3
Product: kelch-like family member 3
Exons: 15
Coding region: 103-1920 (605 amino acids)
Molecular function (GO): protein binding
Source: RefSeq, a predicted model, not a curated record